Messenger RNA from Pedinophyceae sp. YPF-701, 1341 nucleotides. The record is from the annotation of a GenBank genome assembly. NCBI's taxonomy places the organism in Eukaryota, Viridiplantae, Chlorophyta, Pedinophyceae.
AUGGGGAACAACGCGUCCGGAGGGAUGGGGUUCCCGGGUGAUGGGAAGGACGGGAAGAACAAGGAGCAGAAGAAGAAGUGGGAGCCACCGGCGCCCCCACCGCGCGUCGGCAAGAAGCAGCGGCGCAUGCGCGACGUGACGCACGGCCAGAAGCUCCCCGUCGUGACGCCCGCCGCGCGCUGCAAGCUCCGCCUGCUCCGCCUCGAGCGCCUGAAAGACUACCUCCUCCUCGAGGAGGAGUUCGUGCGCGAGCAGGAGCGCCUGCGCGGCGGGCCAGACCGCGAGGGCCGCGGCGAGGACGACCAGAGCAAGCUGGACGACCUGCGCGGGUCGCCGCUGAACGUGGGAACGCUCGAGGAGAUCAUCGACGAGAACCACGGCAUCGUGUCCUCGUCCCUCGGGCCGGAGUACUACGUAGGGAUCAUGUCGUUCGUCGACAAGGCACAGCUGGAGCCGGGCUGCACGGUGCUGCUCCACAACAAGACGCUCUCCGUCGUCGGGCUGCUCCAGGACGAGGCGGACCCGAUGGUGAGCGUCAUGAAGGUCGAGAAGGCCCCGCUCGAGAGCUACGCCGACGUCGGGGGACUCGAGCAGCAGAUCACGGAGAUCAAAGAGGCCGUCGAGCUGCCGCUGACGCACCCGGAACUGUACGAAGAGAUCGGGAUCAAGCCGCCCAAGGGCGUCAUCUUGUACGGCGAGCCCGGGACCGGCAAGACCCUGCUGGCCAAGGCGGUCGCAAACAGCACGUCCGCGACGUUCCUCCGCGUCGUCGGCUCGGAGCUCAUCCAGAAGUACCUCGGCGACGGCCCGAAGCUCGUCCGCGAGCUCUUCCGGAUCGCGGACGAGCAGGCCCCGACGAUCGUGUUCAUCGACGAGAUCGACGCGGUGGGCACCAAGCGCUACGACGCGCACUCGGGCGGGGAGAAGGAGAUCCAGCGGACGAUGCUGGAGCUCCUGAACCAGCUCGACGGGUUCGACUCGAUGGGCGAGGUCAAGGUCAUCAUGGCGACGAACCGCAUCGAGUCGCUCGACCCCGCGCUCAUCCGCCCCGGGCGCAUUGACCGCAAGAUUGAGUUCCCGCUGCCCGACCAGAAGACGCGGCGGCGCAUCUUCCAGAUCCACACGUCGCGCAUGACGCUCGGCGCGGACGUGAACCUCGAGGAGUUCGUGAUGAGCAAGGACGAGCUGUCGGGCGCCGACGUAAAGGCGGUGUGCACCGAGGCGGGGCUGCUGGCGCUGCGGGAGCGCCGGAUGCGCGUGACGCACCAGGACUUCAAGGAGGCCAAGGAGAAGGUGCUGUACAAGAAGAAGGAGGGCAUCCCCGAGGGGCUGUACAUGUGA